UGAAGCUUGAAGGGAAAAAAAUAAAGGGGGAAAAGGAAGAAUGGACAUUGCGCUCUUUUCCCCGUCUUCACUUUUUGCCGAAGACGAAGAUAUUUCUAUCGAUGAGAAAGCUUCAGAUGUCCAACAGAGCUUUGUGGAGAGGAGACACCAGUUUCCUGGCAUGGAGUUGCUUAUUCGAGAAUUUUCCUUUCACCAGUUGAAUGCUAACUUACUCUGGCCAGGUACGUUUGCUUUUGCAGAAUGGCUAGUUCAACAUCAAUCAUGGAUAGAAGGUCGUCGUUGCCUUGAACUUGGAAGUGGCACUGGUGCUUUGGCUAUUUUUCUCCAAAAGUCGUUUAAUCUUGACAUAACAUCAUCAGAUUAUGAUGAUCAGGAAAUUGAAGAGAACAUAGCUCUUAAUUGUCAGACAAAUGGAAUUACACCUGUUCUUCCUCACAUAAGGCAUUCAUGGGGAGACACCUUUCCAACUGCAGAACCUGACUGGGACCUCAUCAUAGCAAGUGAUAUCCUAUUGUAUGUCAAACAGUACCCUAACUUGAUAAAGUCUCUCUCGUUUCUCCUAAAGUCUUACAAGCCAAAAGAUGACAAAACUAUUCCUGUGGGAAAUGAUCAGAGUAGUGGAAUGUGCAUGGGGUUGCCUGCACCAGCAUUUCUAAUGAGCUGGAGACGCAGAAUUGGUAAGGAAGAUGAAUCACUCUUCUUCACUGGUUGUGAGAAUGCCGGUCUUCAAGUGGAGCAUAUCGGAUCCCGUGUGUAUUGCAUCAAAACCAAGAAAGUAGUCACAACCACGGAGUGUGUUGAUGAUUGAAGCAGGUAUGCAAUUUAAGAAUGGUUGUUUCUUGGUUUCGUUCUAAACCAGGUCCAAGAUCUUGUUAAUUAAAGUUGCAGAUAGAUGAGAAUUCGUUCAUUUAAAAAGGAUUUUUUUUAAUGCAA
Molecule: messenger RNA, 933 nt
Organism: Hibiscus syriacus
Lineage: Eukaryota; Viridiplantae; Streptophyta; Magnoliopsida; Malvales; Malvaceae
Product: protein N-terminal and lysine N-methyltransferase EFM7
Exons: 9
Coding region: 41-808 (255 amino acids)
Source: RefSeq, a predicted model, not a curated record